Struthio camelus australis is the source of this 10146-nucleotide messenger RNA. The record is from RefSeq and is a predicted model, not a curated record. NCBI's taxonomy places the organism in Eukaryota, Metazoa, Chordata, Aves, Struthioniformes, Struthionidae.
CUUACCAAGUAUUAUCAUACUGACAUGGGAAAAGUGCUGGAGAGCUCUUUGUGGAGGUCAUCAGAUUUUGGGACGUUGUACACAAAGCUGAAUCUACAGCCUGGGAUUGCCACUGUCAUUGACAAUUUCUACAUUUGCCCCACCAACAAAAAAAAGAUAAUUCUUGUAAGUUCUUCCCAUAAUGACCGUGACCAAAAUCUUUUCAUAAGCAUGGAUGAAGGAGCCACUUUCCAAAAACAGCCCAUUAGUUUCUUUGUGGAAACUCUCCUUUUUCACCCAAAAGAAGAAGACAAAGUACUUGCUUACACCAAGGAAGGCAAGGUUUAUGUGUCAGCUGACUUGGGGAAAAAAUGGAUCCUUCUGCAGGAGCGAGUUUCAAAAGAUCAUAUUUUUUGGGCCGUUGCUGGAGUUGAUGGAGACCCUGAUUUAGUCCAUAUGGAAAUCCAGGACCCCAGUGGAGGUUAUCGCUACAUCACUUGCCAGAUUCAAAAUUGUUCUGAUAAGACAAUGACAGUCCAGUUUGCUGGUGGCACUGAUCGGGAUUCUCUGACUGUGCAGGAUGACUACAUAUUUCUUCAGACAACAUCAGCAAAUCGGACCAAGUAUUAUGUGUCUUACCGUCGAAACGGCUUUGUACAGAUGAAGUUACCGAAAUACGCGUUGCCAAAAGAUUUACAGAUAAUCAGUACAGAUGAAAACCAGGUAUUUGUGGCUGUUCAGGAGUGGUACCAGACAGACACAUACAACCUGUACCAGUCUGACCCACAAGGUGUUUACUACUCCAUCCUGCUAGAGAAUGUCCGGAGCACAAAACAACCAGAAGAGAAUGUCCUGAUAGAUAUUCUAGAGGUCAGAGGUGUAAAGGGAGUCUUUUUAGCCAACCAGAAGAUUGAUGGGAAAGUUACAACUCUAAUAACGUACAACAAAGGCCGUGACUGGGACUUUUUAAACCCUCCAGACAUUGAUAUGAAUGGCAAACCAACAAACUGCAAACCUCCUGAUUGCUACCUUCACCUCCAUCUCCGCUGGGCAGACAAUCCAUAUGUGUCAGGAACAGUCCAUACAAAGGAUACUGCACCGGGGCUCAUAAUGGGGGCAGGUAACCUGGGGUCUCAGCUGGUUGAAUAUAAAGAAGAGAUGUACAUAACAUCCGACUGUGGGAACACGUGGCGUCAGGUCUUUGAAGAAGAACAUCACAUCUUGUACCUGGACCAUGGUGGAGUUAUUGUGGCCAUCAAAGACACCUCGAUCCCUCUGAAAAUACUCAAGUUCAGCAUAGAUGAAGGCCAGUCCUGGAGUACACAUAAUUUUACCAGCACUUCAGUCUUUGUGGACGGACUACUUAGUGAACCUGGAGAUGAAACUCUAGUCAUGACAGUCUUUGGACAUAUUAGUUACCGUUCCGACUGGGAACUGGUGAAGGUGGACUUCAGGCCAUCCUUCCCCAGGGAGUGCACUGAUGAUGACUAUGAAUCUUGGGACCUCACAAAUCUACAGGGUGAUCGUUGCAUCAUGGGUCAACAAAGGAGCUUUCGGAAGAGGAAGAUUUCAGCAUGGUGCAUUAAAGGGAGGAGUUUCACAUCAGCUCUCACAUCCAAAGUCUGUGAAUGUGUGAACACUGACUUCUUAUGUGAUUAUGGGUUUGAGCGUUCUGCACCUCUGAAAUCGGACUCUAGUAAAUGCUUUGCUGACUUCUGGUUUAACCCAGAAGCACCCCCUGAAGACUGUGUACUGGGACAGGCAUAUACAAGCAGCACUGGGUACAGGAAAGUUGUUUCUAAUGUGUGUGAAGGUGGCAUAGACCUGCAGCAGAACUUAGCGCAACAUUUGUGUCCAUUGAUUGCUCCCAAGGGGCUUCACAUCAGCAUCAGAGGAGAAAGCCUGGCUGUUAAGCCUGGGGAAGACAUCACCUUCGUUGUUAGACAAGAGCAGGGUGAUGUAUUGAAUACCAAAUACCAGGUGGAUCUUGGAGAUGGCUUUAAGGCAAUAUAUGUGAACCUUACAAUGACUGGAGAACCCAUUCGUCACCGUUACGAGAACCCUGGGAUUUAUCGUGUAUCGGUUAAGGCUGAGAAUGUUGCUGGGCAUGAUGAGGCCGUGGUGUUUGUCCAAGUUAAUCCUCCACUGCAGGCUAUAAAUUUGGAAGUGGUUCCAGUCAUUGGCAGAAACCAGGAGGUGAAUCUGACAGCCAUCGUAUUGCCCAAGAACCCUAAUUUGACAGUCUUCUACUGGUGGAUAGGAAACAAUCUUCAGCCACUUCUUACAUUGGAGAGUUUUUUGGUGGCAAGGUUUGCGGAGAUAGGUGAAGUCAGAGUUACAGUGCAAGCUUCCUGUGGGAACUCCAUGCUUCAGGAUUCAAAGGUUGUCCAUGUUUUUGAUCAUUUUCAUGUUCUUUCUCUGAAGUUUACUAAGCGCCUGGACACAUACAACCCUGACAUACCAGAAUGGAGGGAAGACAUAGGGCGAGUAGUAACACGACUUCUUGCAAAGGAAACUAAUAUACCUGAAGAAACACUUGUGACGGUUGUGAAACCUGGUCUGCCCACAACUGCUGACUUGCAUGUGCUACUCCCAGCAAACGAACCAAAGAGGAAGAGGAGUGUAACUAGUGAUAAGAGGAUAGCGGCUAUAAAGCAAGCCUUGAACGCACACAACAUCAGUUUCUUUCUGAGGGGAGGAUACUGGGUCUUAGUGACUUUAGCUGACUCCAGUUCAGACUCUCAAAGGAUUGGAGGAGGCAGUGGGUACUGGGCUAUUGUAGUUCUCUUUGUCAUCUGUCUAGUCAUAGUCGGGGCUUUCAUCCUCUACAAGUUUAAAAGGAAACUGCCAGGCAGAAAUGUCUAUGCGCAGAUGCACAAUGAAAAAGAGCAGGAGAUGACAAGCCCUGUUAAUCAUAGUGAGGACACCCAGAACAUCAUCCAGGGUGAGGAGUUUAUUGAUGAUGAUCUGGACUCUCAAACACUAGGUAACGCAAGAGGCAAUCACUCAGGCGUGGUUUUGAGCAUCAACUCCAGAGAGAUGCACAGUUACCUGGUUAGCUGAUAUUUACAGCUGAACACAAAAACCGAAAGACUCUUCUCUGUAUCAUUUUAUUUUUCCCUGGUGAUGUCACAAAAUUGCAAAUAUGGCUGUAAAUGCUGGUGGAGAGGAGGUUCCUUAACAGUCCUGUGGAAAAAAAGCAUCCAUCAUCAGCUACUGGGGAGACGAUAAAUCUUGCGUUCACUCUAUGGCCUGGAAACUUGUUACAAUUCAAACUCAAACUAAGGUAGCAAAUUUGUAGCCCUAGGCACAUUCAAUGCCACAUUCUUUCUUUUCUGUAUAUGUUCUAGUUUCUCUGUGUUUAUUUUUAGAAGGAUUGACUGUAACUUUCUAAUUAUGUUUUUAAUUGAGGUAAUCAGUGCAAGGCUGGGACUCUUCAGCUUGAAAAAUUGAUUUGUAAACAAGUGACAAGACCAGAAUAGAUGGCUGGCUGAACACUACCAUAUUUUUUUUCAGAAGUCUGUAAUUCAGAAAAGGAACUGUAAUGAGAGAGGUCUUAGCAAGGAGACAAAUGCACUCCUAGUGAAUUCAAGUUCUUAAAUUAAAAAUGUGUGAGACAAUCUAAUGAACUGAGACUUAGAUCCUUCUAUGGAUUAAAGGAAGCAAAGUGUUAAUUAGGAUAUUCUAUAAUUAUAGGAUAAUGCUCUUGUAAGUGUAGCAAGUCCUGACAAACCAUCAGCACCAGUAUCUCUCCCAGUCCCACCUUGUGUGAAAGACAGAACACCAGCUUGAUGUUUUUUCCAGACCAGGUGCCUUCACUUGCAGUCAGUUAUUUUCAGUUAGUUGCUCUCGUCUUUUAUCCAAGCACCUCUAGAAUGAUGGCAGCCGCCAGAUCGGUUAUCAUGUGAAAAACUGUUCUGACAGCCUAUCUCUUUUUAAAUUUCCAGAGAGUGUAAAUACCUCCUUUAAGUAGCUUUCUUUGUAUGGUUAUUUUUUAAAAACUUUCUAUUCUUGGGGCAGAGAUGCCAGGUAUGUCAGAGUUCUCCUCCAAACAGGAUAGUGUAGGACACCAGAAUCCCCUUGCUACUUGGAUUUUCCCUUGGUGUUCCCUUGGUGUUUGCCCUUGCAGGUGCGGGUGGUCAAACUCUUACCUGAACUUUGCCACUUGGAUAUGUUUGACAAUCCAGAGGGCUGUGAGGAGGAUCUGCGGAGGCUCAUGUUUUCUUUCUCUCACCACAGGGUGUCACUCAGUCCCUAUCAGGCACUGGCCCCUAUUUCUGCAGGAAGAGCUGUGGGCGUUUUAAAAGAGCCACCUGCAGAAAGGCGUGUGAGUCAGUUCAGAGUUUCCUUAUCCCAAUCUCUGCAUCCCUAGGGAAUGGAAAUCCAGUGAAUCCACACCUGGCCAGUCACUUUAAUGUGUUUUUUUGGAGCUGUGUGAAAAAUGGACCGUGGGGUGAUGAAUUUAAAUAUUUGGCAUCCCAUGUUAUCACAGCUGCCUGGAAUGAGGACACUUCUGUCAGAAACCUAUAAAAUCUCUUCACCUUUUGCCUUCAAUAGAGACUAAAUGGCUCUUUGCUCAGUGAAUGUCAUACUAAUGCUGGUAGCAAAUUACCACACCAGCUUGCUUAAAGAGGGUACAGCUAGCUAGCUACAUCCUUGUGAAUAAACAAACAUAAAUAAUGAAUGCUGAUAAGACAGAAUAGAACUAUCUUAAAAUUAUCCUAUGCAUUGGAGUCAUUCUUCCGUGUGUAGCUAUGGAUAUCCUGCAGCAUAAUUUCAUCAAAUGCUACAGCCUUGGAUAUAAUAAUUCAUUGUAGUACUGUAGGCUCUCACAAACCCCACAGGAUCUGUGUGUAAAGCACAAGAAAUGCUAGUGUAGAAACUAAGGGUAUCUAACUAGGUGGAAAAGUUAAAAGAUUCCAACAAGUGCUUGCAAACUGCUCAGGAAAACUAUUUCAAAAAAUCUUUCUAAAAUUUCCAGCUAUGUAGUUCUAGACUGCCAUGCAAACAUGAUUUACUGGGAAGCAGCGUUCUAGUUGACUGUUGUAUUGAGGCCUCUGUAUAAAUUUGAGGUGUUCCAUGAUUCUGAGUCGGGGCCUCGUGAAGAGAAAUGCAAAUGCAAAAUGCACUGUGCUCUGGAAACUCUGAGGACUGUUGUGUCGGGGGCUUGCACUUCUCACCAGCUCUUUACCUUUUUUUCUAGUAGAAACGAGCUGGAACAGAGAGUAAAAUAGUAUUGCAAACAGCUUACUGUUUCCUGAGAAAUAAAUUUGAAGUGGGUUAUUUAUGUAGGGCAGUUGAGUAGUGGAUUAGCCUCAUGGAGAAGGAAUGGAAUGAAAAUUCUAGCUUGGGAUCUUUCUCCCAUUGGUUAUGUGAUUGGCUAAGGACACUCUAGGAACAGAGUUACACAUACUAAUUUAUGCUUUAACUGCCUUUAUACAUUUUAAACAGUGCGAUUUGUGUCUCUGAUGACCGGAGUCUUUUGGAACACAGUGGAAUAUUUAACUGCUAGGUACUCUAGUUAACGCUUAGUACACAUAUUGUGCCUGUAACAUGUUUCUCUAAUGAUAAUUAACUUAAUUUGUGCAACAUUUCUGUGAGGUUGGUUUGUCAUGUCUUAAAAACGCUAUGUUUUCUAAAGAGAUGUCAGUAUUGCCAUAUCUAUAUUAAUAAUACCCGACGGAUAAUAAGGGAAAUCUUUGAUUCCAUGGCAAAAAUAACUUUAAAAUGAACUAUUUUAAAAGUAAGAAAAUAUCCUUCCCAUUCAAGGUCACUUAGUUUACCUGUAAAUAAAAAUUCUCACUAGUGCUAGGUUUUGAAUCUCUUGAACUAUGUCCACGACAUCUUCGUAUCUUUAAAGGACAUGUAAGCAUACCAUUAUUUACAUAUAUCCAAAAUCCUGGUAUAUGUGAAUACAGAAACACAGAGUUGUUUAUAUGCACAAACACUAGGCACGCAUGCAUGAACAUACGCAUGCAGUAUUUAGACAUACUCCAGUUAAAUUUGCUAGUGAGGAAGGGUGAUUUGAUGGCUGAGAGACAGAAGACAGCUGUCAGGUGGUCUGGAUUCUAUCCCCAGACUUCAGGCAAGUUAUUUAACCUGUAUGUGCCUCGGUUUCCCCGCCUGUCAAAUGGGGCUGAUAAUUACCUACCUCACAGUGGUAUUGUGAGGCUAAAUUAAUUAUUAUUUGUUCAGGAUCUUCAGAGUGAAAGAGUUAUGUGAGUAUAAAUUAUUAAUAGCCUUGCUUUCUUUGUUUUGCUUAUUAUUAUUGCUGUUAUUAAAGGCAAUCUAGGGAAACCAGCCACAAUUAUGUGUAAAAGUAAAAAAUACAUAAUCCAAAAAGGUAAAUAACUGUUAAAGAGAAAAAAAUGAAAUUUGAUAUAAAAGUCUUACUGGGACGCUUUGUUUAGUGACAGCAUUUUGCAACAUCAGCUGUGAUUUUGCUAGUGUCUUAAACAUAUCAAUUUUCCACAGUGUUAAUGGUUAAAAGCCUUAUAAUAAUAGGUACAAUGAUUUCGCAACUACAUCAAUACCUAUCAGCACUGAUACUGAACUAUACUAAAAUCACUUACAGCAAAAUUGGCAAUGUGUUGGCCUCCUUUGUAUCUUGUAUUUUUAAAGUUCCAAAUAGGUAACAGCUUAAGCCACCCUUUCCUUUUCAGGACACUCCAAGGAAUACUGAUGUGAUGUAACCAUCAAGAUUUACAACUGCUAUCUUUGGUUUCCCUUUUUACAUAAAAAAAAAAAAAGGUAGAGGUUCUUGUUUGAAAUGGUUUCAUUUUAGCAGUAAAAUGCUCCAUCCAUACAAUGAACUCAGAAAUGCUCAGAAGACAUUUAGGGAAAUCUCACAUACAGAGAAAAUUAAUUUCUCAAAAAUAAAAACAAUAUAAAACAAAGUAUGUUUUUAUACCCUGCAAAUGAGGAUGUUAGGCUAUGGAGAAAUAGAAAGUGCCAGCUUGAGCCAAGAUCUUGUUGUAUCUCCAAUUCACUUUCAAUUUUUUGGGACUGUUUUAGGAUAUUCUCAUUGAAUUAUAUCAUUCUUGCUGAGUUUUCUGCUUUCAGUGACUAGUGUAAAAUGAAGUAUUUCUUCAGAUGAAGUAGGUGAUUUGGUAAAUUGCUGUCCUCUGGACAGACAAAUGAGUGGUCUACCCUUACCAGUUCACAGUACAGAGCAGAUUUCAUCUGACAUCAUUACGAUUGAUAGCUGUAUUUUAGGUCCAGUGAGAAAUUCCUUUAAUGGGGAUAUUCUCCUACUGCACGAUAUCUCUUAAAUAGAGGUUAGCAGAAUGGAACUAGUUUGGUUUCCGUCCUGGUUAAAUUAACAUGAAUACAUGCUCUGAGAAAGAGUUUGUUUCAUGGUUAAAAAGUAAGGAAUACAUGCAUUUGUUUGCAGUAUCGUUGUGAUGAUGAACCAAUGGUUCUGAUUUGCUUUGAAUUUUUAGCAUUAUUUAAAGUCCAAUACAGUGUCGCUAAGUUGGUGGUGGUGGUGGCAAUUUCAGUCAUGGAUUUUCCUGUGUUCACAAUAUUUUAUAAUUAUUUUUAAAAGAGUCUUUUGUGGAAAAAGACUACAAUUUGAAUUUCAUUGGAGAAUCACUGACAGUUGGAGUCGUGCAUUGGUAGAUACUGCUCUGUCAUUGCCUUCUCCGCUUACAUUUGAGAGUUUUAGGUGAAAAUAAACACAUUUCUCUCAGAAUGUUGACUUUUCAGUAGAAAGAAAUUCAUAAUCAUUUACCUUUCUACAUGUGGAUUUUUGAGAUGCAAAGUUUUGUUAGAUCUUCUAGUCCAUCAAAGAAUAAGUUGCUUCCUGGCUCAUUUUCUCUAAUCUAGUCCCAACUGAAUAUUGCUUCUACAGCUUUCUUUAUGAGACUGGCAUAUAACCUAAUCUUAGUAGUCUGUGGAAUUCCUUUUAAAACUUCCAUUGGAAUGGCGCUUAAUUGCCUAGAAGUAGUUAAAGCAUCUGCUCAGAGCGUUUUCAUAGCAUUAAGUCUAUAUUUUCAUGUUCCUUAUUUCCGUUCAGUAUUUUUAGCAUUACCCCUCUCAGUGCCAUUUAAAGUGUUUAUUCCUGGCAUGGAUGUGUAUAUAAUGUUUCUCACUUCUUUUCAGACUGAAAUCAUUAAAGUGACAAAUGUUGAAAGAACUCAGACCCACAGUUAGCUUUAGCAAUUAAAAGCCUGGCUCUGCAGGCUUUAGAAAAUGUCAAGUUGUGCACUCUUAAUUUUUUAAUCUUUCUUCAUAAGUCAGUCCUUUUACCUUGCUUGGUCACCUCUGUAGCUUUUGUUUGAAUUCUUUUUGUUACCUCAACUUGGUAGGAAUGCAGAAUGUUUUUCGAAUAUCUAGAUAUACUAGAACAGCAGAUUUCCCAAAUUUGAACAUGAAUGUUUUACGGACUAAGUUUUUAUUUUUCUUUUCUUUUAAAUCUUUUGUGUAGAGCGCAAGGAACAGUACCAUCAGGGAAAUUAAGAUCUGUGAUGUACAUAAAUGGUACUUCAAAUUGUGUGAAGACUAAAGAAUGUAUAUCUCACAUAAAUGUCAUUUUUUCCUGAAAUUGAUACAUAGAGGAAGUUAGUUUCACGCUUUUAAUAUGCAAGAUCUUAUUUCUGUAAGUCUUUAGUCCCUGCCUCUCCUUAUCUGUUAAAUGGAGUAACAAAUUGCUUAAAAUAUGAAUAGUGGGAGCCAUGUAGGUCUGAAUGAAGAAUGUUCAUUGUUUUUUUCCCUUUUUCACUGUGUUAGGCUUGUCAAGACUUCAAGUUUCAGCUAGCUUAUGUGCUGGUAGCUGUGACAAUCUUCAGGAAGAGAAUAUUUAAGACAUGAAAUACAGGAAGGCAUAGAAGUAUGUGUUCUGAAGUGCAAUGCUAUAGCCAUGUAGACAGUGCUGGCUAUGAAUAAGCCGGGCAAAACAAAAUCCUUAUGAAAGAGCUGUUAUGGUUUGCAUCCAAAUGUUCCUUUUUGUACGAUAUCUCUUCAAGUACAUAUUCUCAAUUGCAUACCCUUUUUCUCUUCUUCUAAACUGAUUUCCUUUUUAGGAGUGACACUUAUUAGCCCUGAAAAAAGUGGAAACUUGCCUUUACACAAGUAAUUCUAUUUCAGGUUGUUUCCUUGCAACACUUGAAAGCAUUGCCUACAUUUGAGCUUUAUUGAUUGUAUUUGAUUUCUGAGUUUCUGGAGAAUUUGCAUCUUUAGUCUGUAACAGUUUGUUGCAAUACAAAGGCGUAAAGCCUUGCUAAGCAGCAAAAUGCAUACAGCAGUAUAUGAUGCUGCUUAAAUAAUAUGCUUUUCUUGUGUUUAUUCUCAGUGGUAUAAUGAGGAUUUUAGUCACCAGUAGGACCAGGCAUUGCACAUAGCUUUUUUAGCGUGUCUAGUAUUUCUCUUUUAUUUGAUGCUAAUUUCAGUCAGCUCUUGAUACUUAUAUUCAGCUCCUACAAACACUAUUUGCUCUUGCAGAUCAAAAGGUAAGAAUUGGCUUAGUUCUAUUUAAAAAAAAGUAUUAAUUCACAACUUCUGUGUGUUUAGUUAGAACAGUUUAGAAAGAAAAUCUUUUUGAAACAGUAGAAGAGAUGCUUUUUGAUGAAAACAACUCAUGUAGGAAAACAACAGACUUGUAUCCACAUGGUUUCCAAGACAAACUGAUUAUGGAUUAUAAAUAGGCAGGACUAUGCAGGAGAAAUGGACAUCCCAAACAUCAGCAACAUGCACAUACGCAAUUUGCAGACUAUAAAACUAGUCUAAAGAAGAACUUUGUUAAUACACCAUUUAUAUGACCCAGAUUCACAGUAAGGUAUUUAAAUGGUUAAAAUUACAGGUUAUUAUCACGAUAGUAGGAAGAUGUCCAAUUUACGGGCUGCAUUUGCUGCUUACCCUCCUCUCUCUCUGGUUUAUCUCUUGAGAUGUGAAACUCUCCAGGGAAGUGACGUGCAUUGUUCAAUGCUUGGAACUUUUUGUUAAGUAGUUGAUGGCACUUUAUAGAAAAGUUUAUCUGAAUUUCCAUUCUCCAUCUCUUCUGUUUUUCUUCAUUUCUGUUUUUCCUCCCUCCCUUUUUCUCCUGUUGUUUGUUUUUAUCAUUGUAGCUGGUGUUUGUUGCUCUGCCUUGCCAGCCUUUCUGCUUUUGAUGACAGUUCUCUACAAUGCACUUUCUCUCUUUCUUUUUGUUUUGCUUAUGUUCUAUUUCUA